GUCAGAUUCAUGUGGGUAAUGCCACUGUUCACUGCCACGCAGGACAGAGGGAAGGUUCACGACUCAAAUCCGGAAGAAUACGCUGUUGGUUACACGAACCAUCACUCUGGAGGUCGUCAAGAUAAAGUUACACCAGACGCUGUACAAUUACUCGGUGUCGUUUCAAGUUGUCUGUCUUUAAAGGGACUUGGUUCACUAAAACAGGAGUAAGUGUUGCUGAUGAUAUGUGUUUAUCUCGCUGAAUCCCUCUUCAAAAGACGUUUCCUAAAUGAUGGUUUUCACGAAUUCCUCCUCGCCAUAGCUGAUGAAUAUAAACCUCAAUAUUAAGAUCAGAUAUGUCAAGCCAAUAUAGACAAAGGAAAACUCAAAAUGACAGUGUCAGACAUGAGACUACAAAAUCAUCCAGGAGGAAUGAGAACCUCAAAGUCACAAGUGAAGUAGCCAAGAUAGCCAAGACUCAAGCACAGAAAAUAUUUCUAAAUUUGAUAGAAAAUACUAUCACACCCCAGGCUUUUAUUGACCAGGUUCGAUAUAUUGACUCAGCUGUCUAUGAUGAUGUCGUCACUGAGCGAGCCGUAAUUGGAUUGUGCGGGUAUCCACUAUGUUCCAAGUCCUUUACAGACACAUUUGGUGACAGGGUUUACAUUAUCCGUAACAACAAGGUUUAUGACGUCACUGAGAGAAGGAAUUACUGUAGUAAUGUAUGUUUUGAGGCAUCCAAGAUCGUGCGUAAACAGCUGGCAACAGAUCCAUUAUAUCUGCGCUACAGUGAAAAUACAGUUAUUAAAGAUGUAAAAAUCCCUGUCAGCGAACAUCUUGAAGGUCUCUUUGGAAAAUUGGUUGAUGUUACAGGAGGAAUAUUGAACUUUGAGGAAGAGAUAGGGAAGAAGAAGAAAAAACCCUUUACGUCUGUUGAUGAGAUUGCUCUAGAAACAUUGGUCUUGUGUUCAGAAAAUGAAGUGAAAAAAGAUGACAGCAAGGAAGAGGAAAGUGCCACAAAUGAAAAGGAUAUUAAUGUACAGGAAGACCCUCAAGACACAAAGAAAAGAAUCCCAGAGACAGCUGAUUCUCAUUCUGGAAGUGAGUGUGAGAGGAAAGUUGAUAGAAAAGAAAAAGUAGGGAAAGAAAGUGAAGACCCUCUUGCUUCUGUUUAUGUUGUGGAACAAGCUCUGAGAGAAUGGAUGUGCUUCGACUCUUUACGUGUGGUUUUAGGAGACAAUUACGUACGUGGAAUGUUGGAACACAUUGGCCGCACUUGGGAUGAUUUUGACACAACUUCUGGUCUGAGAUUAGGAAUAGAAGCCAAAGCAAAAUAUAUUGCUAUUUGCCGCAAGCUUGACCAUGAAGAGAAGGAGGACAGUGCUGAGUUGCAAAGCACUGAUCUUGAAAAUCCACAAUUACGACCUAACUUACCUCUUCCUGAUUAUCAACAACUGCAGAAGGAUGCAAAGAAGCAGCAAUUAAAGGUUGUGUCAUUUCUUGGAGGGAGUGAACAGUAUGAGGAAUCCGUGUCUAGCCAAAGUGAGACAAGAGGCUCACUGGAUAGUAUACUGGAAGAAGGGGGAUCUGGUGUAAGAGGCUUAAGUGAGGGAGGAAACACUCAAAGGCCAGUACAAAGAAAGUCUAAGAAGGCGAACUCCAAGAAAAACAAUGAAGAGGUGGACAUAGAAGGUUCAACACUCCCCUUUAUUGAUAAUUACUCUCAAGUUUCAUGGCGUCAACACAUUGUAGAAGAAAAAACUAGUAAAUUCCGACAACAAAUCUUAGAGGUGACUGAUCUAGAUGGUAGAGAAGUACGACGCCUACUGAAGACUCUGGUCGCAACCUUUGAUUUAUCUCCCCACAACAUCACCUUUAAGCCUAGACAGUGGCGACUUGUCACUGUCAUCCUGCUGAAAAUGUUAACAGUGAGGUAUCCAGUCAUCAUGGAAGCUUUGAAGGGAGAACAGGCUGCAAAUAUUCAGAAGACCGUCCUCUCGGGUUUUGACCUUGAUUUUGAAUAUUGUGAUCGUGUUCUAUCUUACUUAACAGAAAUAUAUUACAUUAUUAGUAAAAAUUUCAAGAGUAAAGAGGGUGAUCAGAUUCAACAAAAUAAUGAUGAAAGUGAGAAAGUUCAUGAAACAAAGAGAGAGUGCAAUAUUGACACAAGGGUUCAUGACAGUGACACACACUUAGAGAAUAUUAAAAGUGUAUCAAACCAAAGUACAUUAUUUUAUGACACUAGACAAGAGUCCCAAACACAUGUUCUUGAAAAUGAAUUAGAAAACUUUAGCUUUAAGGAACAGAAACCUACAGACCCUGCUGAAUUAGACUGAACGUACUAACUCGCCAAUUUCCUUGUUUUAUUAUUGACAUACAGUAUGUAUGUCAAAAAAUUAUUCAUGAAAAGUCUUUCCUUGCCAACCACAGGGGUUAAGUUCCUGUAAAACCGGGUGGUUGGCAAAACCAUGGUUGAAAAGGGCUUGGCCCUGUGGGAAAUAGGGGCUACGUUAUGAGACCCUCCAGAGAGACAUGUCCGGAGUCCUGUAAUGUUAACUUUAAAGUAAAAGAAACAUAUUCAAUACUUUAUAAAAUUAGUUUUAUUUUCUUGUAUUGCUGUACACUGAUAAAAUUAAUACUUAAAGUUGUAGACUUAAAAACUGAAUAAUGAAAGCAUAAAAAGAGCAAAAAGGGGAUGCUGCCUACCCCAAGCAACGGUGCCCCCUACCACGUACUCCCUGACCUCUCCACAUGCUGCCACUUUUCUCGACCUCUUUACUACAGCAAAAGUUUCGUCGCUAGAUUUACUCUUUUAUGCCAUUUUUCAGGGCAAAUCAUUAAUUAAAACUGCGGGUUUUACAAAAAAGAAAAGAAAAAUAAGUAAAUAAAUUGACAGUGUACUAACUGGGACCUUACGAUACAAUGGUCACUGAGAAAGUCGAGGCAGGCUGGAGAAAAAGGAUAAGUGGAUACUUAAAACUGUUGGAAAAAUUGCUGAUAGGGGGAUGAUUGUAAUUGUCACUGCUGCUAUAUGAAUACAGUACUGUAUUAUUAAAAAGAGGAAACCUGA
Messenger RNA from Homarus americanus (American lobster), 3049 nucleotides. Its product is annotated as putative RNA polymerase II subunit B1 CTD phosphatase RPAP2. The transcript is spliced from 12 exons. The record is from RefSeq and is a predicted model, not a curated record. Gene Ontology annotation, molecular function: RNA polymerase II CTD heptapeptide repeat phosphatase activity; RNA polymerase core enzyme binding. The coding region runs from base 336 to 2315 and encodes 659 amino acids. Gene Ontology annotation, cellular component: nucleus; cytoplasm. Lineage: Eukaryota; Metazoa; Arthropoda; Malacostraca; Decapoda; Nephropidae.